Molecule: messenger RNA, 2808 nt
Organism: Salvelinus fontinalis (brook trout)
Lineage: Eukaryota; Metazoa; Chordata; Actinopteri; Salmoniformes; Salmonidae
Product: heterogeneous nuclear ribonucleoprotein A1-like
Exons: 12
Coding region: 146-1261 (371 amino acids)
Molecular function (GO): RNA binding
Source: RefSeq, a predicted model, not a curated record
CACUAUGUUGUUCAUUCUGAUCACAGCAGUGCUGUUGAGUCUCUAGGCUAGCGCAGCUUACGCUAGCUUGGCAAUAGCUCUCGCAUGAAUUAGCUCGUUUCUAUUUACGCUACGGUCGAACUAUAUAUAUAAAAUAAAAAAAAGAAUGUCGAAGGAGUCUCCCCGUGAGCCGGAGCAGCUCCGCAAGCUCUUCAUUGGUGGGCUGAGUUUCGAGACCACCGACGAGAGUUUGCGGACCCAUUUUGAAAGAUGGGGAUCCCUCACAGAUUGUGUGGUAAUGAAAGAUCCAGUCACAAAGAGAUCGAGGGGCUUUGGCUUUGUCACUUACAGCUCUGUGGAUGAAGUUGACGCAUCAAUGGAGGCUCGUCCUCAUAAGGUUGAUGGCCGCCAAGUGGAGCCCAAGAGAGCGGUGUCCAGAGAGGAUUCCUCAAGGCCAGGUGCUCACACCACUGUGAAGAAGAUCUUUGUGGGUGGCAUCAAGGAGGACACAGAGGAGCAUCACCUUAGGGACUACUUUGAUCAAUUUGGCAAGAUUGAAGUCAUCGACAUCAUGACUGAUAGGACCAGCGGGAAGAAGAGGGGGUUUGCCUUUGUUACAUUUGAUGAUCAUGAUGCAGUCGAUAGGAUUGUCAUCCAGAAGUAUCAUACAGUGAAUGGCCACAACUGUGAAGUGAGGAAGGCUUUGUCAAAGGAAGACAUGAACCGGUCCGGGCCAAGAGGUGGAAACUUUGGUAGAGGUGGCGGAUAUGGAGGUGGUUUCGGUGGAGGUAGAGGAGGUGGAGGAUAUGGUGAUAACGAUGGAUACAAUAACUAUGGAGGCAAUGGUGGCGGCUAUGGUGGAGGUCCCGGCGGGUAUAGUGGUGGCAACCGGGGCUAUGGUGGGGGAGGGGGCGGCGGUUAUGGUAACCAGGGUGGCAGCUAUGGAGGAGGCGGAGGAGGAUACGACAACUACAACAAUGGAGGUGGUGGUGGUGGAAGCUACAGAGGUGGUAACUACGGAGCUAGUAGUGGUGGUGGGAGCAGCAGUGGAAGUGGUGGUGGUGGUGGUGGAGACUACAAUGACUUUGGCAAUUACAACAGCCAGUCGUCCUCCAGCUACGGCCCAAUGAAAGGAGGCGGCAGCUAUAGCGGCGGCAGUGGAGGGGGCCGGAGCAGCGGCCCAUAUGGUGGUGGUGGUGGUGGUGUUGGUGGUGGUGGUGGUGGUUACGGAGGAGGCUCCGGUGGUGGAUAUGGAGGGGGCUCCGGAGGUCGAAGGUUCUAGGUUCUGAGGCUACAGUACUUAGGAGAGGAGAGCCAGAGAGGUGACAGGGAAAGGAAGCAGCAGGUUUACCCCCUAGAUCUGCUCAGCCAAGCACAGUUGUGGCAGGUUUACAUCUGCCACAUGAAGAGAAAUGUACAGUAGAAAAGGAAAAAUCAUGUGGAGAGGGAGGGAGGGGAAUGGGUGGGUCCUUUUCAAACCGUUCUUGUCAAAUGCUUCCCAGCAGGAUUAUAUGAUUUUGUAGUUUUGCUGUUUUUGUCUUUGAAGUGUAAAGCAUUCCACUAAGGUUUUAUGUAGGGUGUUUUGAUUUUCCCCACACCUAUAUGGUGUUUUUAAGAUGUAACCGCCACCAAAUCAAGAUUAAAUAAACCGCUUUUCAGUUUUGUUUUUUUACAUUGUGUAUUUUGAUUGAUGGGUUCCUGUUGAUUGUGUUACAUGAGAUGAGUGGUCCUCAACAGAUGAGUAGAUGGUAUGAAGUGUAAUUGGAAAAUCCUCAGAGUACUUGCGUUAUGUUCCAUAUUCAGUAUCAAAGCAUGUUAUUGUUUAGAAAGUGCAUUUUUGUUUAGAUGGUUUACCUCAUUGCCUAUGGUGAAAAUACCCUGCUUGCUUACAGAGGUCAAAGGCCUUUGUGCUUCUGGGCCGCCGGGACGGUUUCUCCCCUAAAGUUUAGCAUUGUUGCCACUGGACAAAAUAAAAGUUUGCUUAAUGGCUUUUCUGUUGGCUCAUAGCUUCACAAUCAAUUGGAGUCUAGCUUACACACAGAACUUGAGACUAGCCUAUCAAUUGGAGGAGCCAGCUGAGAGGCUAGUCAUUGGGAGGAACCAGCUAAGGGAGAGAAGUAGCAAGAUCCCCGCGAGGAGCCAGUGAAGCAGGGGACAGCAGCAGUCUUUGAGUACAGAUGGUUGCUCUUGUAAGACUAGCGAGAGGCAGCUCGAGAAAGGAAGGGGUAUUUUAUAUACCAUGCUGGUAGGUAAGAAGAGAUUUUUGAUCAACUCUUGUAUUUGUAACACUCACCUUUUUGAAAAUGUUAGCAGUCCAUGUUAAGUCUCAAGGUAAAUUCACUAACAUGGGCUCCAUAGGCAUUUUAUUCCAGCAAAGGUAUUUCAUCUUAGAAUAAGAGGGCUAUAGAUUUAGUGAAUUAACUACCAGUGUUUUUGGUUGCCCAAUUACCUGAAUGAUGCAAACCUUGACUGCUACUCAACUGCAUUUGUGACAACAAAAGUGGCCGGAUAUCCUCAACAUUAAUGACUAGAUCUGGUUACACUAAUGUUGGUAGUGCAUGAAUCUAGAAUAAAGUCACUCAGUAGCACUAAAAAUGUAUGUACUUUCUUUAAUAUCUCUCUCAUUUUCAGGAAUGUAAGAUGUCUGCACUAGUGCACCUCGCGUGCACCUUAUCUUGCCCCUCUACACCUGUACUGAGAUGACCAGCGGUUGCAGGACCAAUUAUGACAUGGUGUCAUUUUAAAUGGAUAGAAGGGACACUACAGGAAUGCUGCUGGACAGUUUUAAACUUUUGUACUAACUUGCAAUAAAAUGUUUUGUUUUUUUAA